This is a messenger RNA of Pseudonaja textilis, 1759 nucleotides long. NCBI's taxonomy places the organism in Eukaryota, Metazoa, Chordata, Lepidosauria, Squamata, Elapidae. The record is from RefSeq and is a predicted model, not a curated record.
GCUACGGUUCACAACUGACCGCGUCUCCUGCCAGCCGCGGCAAAGAGCCUCGCGCAGCCAGCCGGGGGACCCCACGCCAGACCCCCGUGGGAAGUGGAUGGGCUUGCCUGGGCGGCUUUCCCCCUGAGACCGAGGACGGGAGACAGCCCCGAAGGGCGACCCGGGCUCCUCCGACCGGCCCUCGCCUUCCCUCCCCCGACCUCUCCUUCAGCAGGGGGCGAGGGGCGCCGGGGACAGCUCCGGCCGCGAUGGAUCCCUUCGAAGAGCCCUCGCUGGACGGCUUGGAUCUCUCGCUGAGUCUCCAGGAAACCGCCGAGAUAGACACGGCCCUCCUGAGCGACAUUGACGAUAUGCUCCAAUUGAUCACCACCGAAGACAACGACUUCUCUGAUCUGGUGGACACAUCUUUCGGUUCCCAGCUUCCUCCCGAUCUGAACCCCCAUGGACCCAGUAUCUUCAGCAGUUAUGGGGGGGCAAAAGCCCCCUCUCCCACUAGCUUGUUCCACCUUCCAACCACAUCUCCACCCAGCUUCCAGACCCUGCCCACCGCUUGCCUGAACAUGCCUCCAUCUCCAGUGGAUGUCAAAGAAGAAUCCUUGGGCCCAACGCUAAGCCCACCUCAAAGCCAGCUGCCCGCCGGCAUGAUACCUUCUCCAAAUAUUGUUCCAGCUGCCCAGAUGCCUUUCUCCACCCAGCCCUUGAUGGAUUUCCAGACCCAAAAUAGUAUUUCUGCUCCCCAGCCAGGAGGGACACCCCAGCAGCCCCCACCGGCCUCCACCAAGCCCCAGCAGAUGCAGCCUUCUCUGAAACCAACGCCAUUCCAGAACAUCGCUCCCCAACAGCUUCUGGCUGCCAGCAGCCCCCAGGUGGUCCAGCAAGUGCCGGUCCUUCUGCAGCCCCACUUCAUCAAGGCCGACUCCCUCCUUCUGACCACCGUCUCCGGAGCCAAAACGCCCAACACCAGCUCCGUGGUCACCUCCACAGCCUUGCAGAUGCCAACCCUGGUGAGCGGGGGCACCAUCCUGGCGACAGUGCCACUGAUGGUGGACACUGACAAGCUGCCCAUCAACCGCCUGACCGCUGGGAAGCCUGUGGUCACCCAGAACAAGGGCGAGAAGCGCACCGCUCACAAUGCUAUUGAGAAACGCUACCGUUCCUCCAUCAAUGACAAGAUAUCUGAGCUGAAGGUCCUGGUCGUGGGCACAGAAGCCAAGCUGAACAAGUCGGCCAUCCUACGCAAAGCCAUCGACUAUAUCCGCUACCUGAAGCAGACCAACCAGAAGCUGAAGGGGGAGAACAUGGCCCUUAAAAUGGCAGCGCAGAAGAACAAAUCGCUGAAAGAUUUGGUGGCCGUAUGUGGCGGAAACAUGGAGGAUCCGGCAGAGGGAAUGAAGAUGAUGGAAGCUUUGACGCCCCCACCCUCAGAUGCCGGUUCCCCUUCGCACAGCAGCCCGCUCUCCUUCGGAGGCGUCAGUGGAACCGAUUCGGAGCCAGACAGCCCUUCGUGCGAGGAGGCCAAGGUGAAACCCGAAUAUCAGGGCCCUCCAUCGGGCAGCCUGGGAAUGCUGGACAGGUCCCGCAUGGCUCUCUGCACGUUCGUCUUCCUCUGUCUCUCCUUCAAUCCGCUUUCUUCCCUGCUUGGCGGAGUCAGCCUCAGAGGUUCUUCCGAGGCUUUGGGCCAUGAUGGUUCCAGGCGCAGCAUCCUGGCCACGGAGGAGUCAGAAAGUGAGUGAAAGGCACCACCUGGGCCAAGCCUGUA